UGCCCAGCAUUCCCACCUUGUUUAGAACAGGCAGAGCUGUGAGCUGGGUGGGGCUAGAGUAUAUAGUUCAUGAGGAAGAGGAGGCUUCUACCCAAACAGCUUUGUUCUACAGAUUCUCUCAGAGUUUCCUGGGCCAGCUGGGGCUGGAGUGAGAGAGGGGGAGGAGAGAGGUCAGCUUCAGAAGGGGAGGUAAGAAUGCAACUGCCAGAACCAAUGUGUUCCCCAAGGGGACCUCAAGAGCGGACUUCACUGCUUUCCACGGCUUAGUGACACGUGACUCUGAAGGAACCUGCUCAGUCAGGACAGGGUAGGGUUGCAUGAGACAUACUUAUACUAAAAAACUAUUCGUAGUUUUGUCUGAAAUUCUAGUAUAACUGGACAUCCUGUGAUUUUAUUUGCUAAGUCUGGCACCUCUAGGGUGGGAGACAGAAACAAAAGAAUGGUUGCAAGCUCAGGAUGGCAUGGAGUGAGUCUUAGAAGACAGAACAAAAGGCCUGUGAGGAGACAGGCCAUCCGGGUAGCCACCUUGUUCAAGCAGAAAAUGCUUUAUGUCUGGUGGUGGAGAGAGAAACUAAGGCCUUAGCUCUCAGGAACAUAUACCUAGUGUAAAGGGAAAGAUACACACACACACACACACGCACGCAUGCACGCACGCACACGCACACACACAAACACCACAUGUGUAAAAAUAGCCCGUUCUUUGUCUUCAUGGCAUUGACUGUUUUGAAGAAUAUAAGCCAGUUAUUUUCUAGACGUUCCCUCUGUUUGGCUUGUCUGAUGUUUCCUUGGGAUUAGAUACAGGUUAUGCAUCCCCCGUCAGUCAGAAUAGUACAUAAUGAUUAAGAAGAGACUGGAAACAGCCAGGAGGGGGGGCCGUGAGUGAGGAUGUUUGGCUUCUCUUUGCAGAUUUCUCAGACUCUCAGAGAAAACCAGCAGGAAGUCUGUGAGACCAAAAGAACUGCAGGCCCCCAGCUGACCUCCCCUCUGAGGAUGACAAGGGCGUUAUUCAUCUCCUUGUUCAGCUGCCUCGCUGCCAUAAACCAGGCCAGCCUCAUCAACCGCUGCGACCUGGCCAAGGUGCUGCACCAGGAGGAUUUGGAUGGGUUUGAGGGCUACUCCGUGAGUGACUGGCUGUGCCUAGCUUUUGUGGAAAGCCAUUUCAAUAUAUCAAAGGUAAAUGAAUAUGCAGAUGGCAGCUCUGACUAUGGCAUCUUCCAGAUCAACAGCCACUACUGGUGCAACGAUUACCAGAGUCACUCGGAAAACACUUGCCACGUGGCAUGUAAAGAACUGCUGAGCCCCAAUCUUCUCUCAACCAUCAAGUGUGCAAAAAAGAUUGUGUCCAAAGCAGGGGGGAUGAAGAACUGGGCAGCAUGGUCAAUACACUGUGCCGGCCGGCCACUCUCCUACUGGGUAACAGGAUGUCACAUGGGAUGAGGCAGGGUGCAGGCCUGCUGUGGAGUCAUUCUAAAACUCCUCUCCUCCCAUGGGGAUUCUUCUUCUUGCCUCCACUUCAUGUUAUUUUCUUCCCUUCCCAUUUACAAAUAAAACUGACCAGAGCCCCAGGAAUAAAUGGUUUUCUAGGGCUUACUCCUUGUUCCCAUCCAGGCCCAGGCCCCUGGUUCCUGAUUGUCAUUUGUAAACUAAGAGGACUGCAAUGAAGAUGUUUCUGAAUUUUGGGAAUUAUUAAAAGUCUUUGUGCAAAGAAUGUGUUCAUUAUUCAUUAUUAAUUCCAUGUAUCUGAGAGUACCUAAUGUAUAGUAGGAGUAUUGUU
Molecule: messenger RNA, 1774 nt
Organism: Pipistrellus kuhlii (Kuhl's pipistrelle)
Lineage: Eukaryota; Metazoa; Chordata; Mammalia; Chiroptera; Vespertilionidae
Gene: LYZL6
Product: lysozyme like 6
Exons: 4
Coding region: 886-1437 (183 amino acids)
Biological process (GO): fusion of sperm to egg plasma membrane involved in single fertilization
Cellular component (GO): sperm flagellum; acrosomal vesicle
Molecular function (GO): lysozyme activity
Source: RefSeq, a predicted model, not a curated record